This is a messenger RNA of Drosophila nasuta, 1875 nucleotides long. RefSeq names its product pickpocket 21 (gene ppk21). The record is from RefSeq and is a predicted model, not a curated record. Gene Ontology annotation, cellular component: plasma membrane. Gene Ontology annotation, molecular function: ligand-gated sodium channel activity. The transcript is spliced from 7 exons. Lineage: Eukaryota; Metazoa; Arthropoda; Insecta; Diptera; Drosophilidae. Bases 190 to 1875 code for a protein of 561 amino acids. Gene Ontology annotation, biological process: sodium ion transmembrane transport.
AGCCUACACUGUCCACCAAGAAUAAUUGCUUUUUGAUUGAGUUCAAUGUACAUGGGGGCUUUAACUGCCCGCUUGCCUGAAUGUCUGCCUGCUGCCAGUCUGUCAAUCUGCAAUUCCAGUUUGAAUUUGAAUGUUCAAAAGCGCUUGAAUCCUUGACAACGACGCAUUCCCACGCAGUGCUCGCAUCAAAUGUUUUAUCCGCAGGAACUACUGCCACGGCCACGCGCUCGUCCUCCUCUCUAUGGCAGUUACAUCCAUAGCCCUGGACUGCUGCAACCCAACAGCCGUGAUCAAAGCCGUUUCAAGCCGCAUCACUGUUGCAAGCGGGGCAAAUUUGUUCGUCUGAUGUUGCCCUACCUCAAGGAGUACUGUGCCACAUCCUCUGUGCAUGGCAUUCGCUAUCUGACAGACCCCAAGCUGCGUGUGUUCGAAAGAUUCCUUUGGCUGCUUAUUUUAAUUGGCACUUUUAUUUGUGCCACAAUCGUAUAUGUUGAUUUGACGGCACUGUACAACUCGGAGCGCGUACAAACAACCAUUGAGAACACAAUGCAACCCAUAUUUUUUGUACCCUUUCCAUCUGUUGGCCUUUGUCUUCGCAGUCGCCUUAAUGUGUUAGCAUUGGAAAACGAAGCUACGGAUUUGUUCUUGGGCGCAAAUGCAACUCAAGCGAAGAAGGAACUCUUUCAACAUUUUAUUUUAAGCGUGUCAGAUAUACAUUUUAAUGAUAUGAGAAGCCUAACGAAGUUCUUUGCUAACGAAACUCUAGCCGCAAAUCUAAGUCAACUGGAUGGCAUUGAUGUGACGAAGGUGUUGGAGUAUACCAAUUUGAGGUGCACCCAUAUAUUUGUGGAAUGCAGCUGGAGAAGCAAACCCUACAACUGUUGUGACAUCUUUGAGCUGCAACGCACCGAACUGGGUUAUUGUUGGGUCUUCAAUUCACAAAUCAGCCCAAAGACAAUAAGGAUGGCGAAAGAAAGCAAAUACUAUCCACGUCGGCUGUCACAAAAUGGACCUGGCACUGCCUUGGAAGUCUAUCUGCGUCGAAACAAAUCUUACGUUCGAACCAACGGACAUGGUGUACAUAUAAUGGUGAAGCAGCCGCAACAAUGGAGCGAUUCAGCCAGAUUGUUGCCAGUGGAUAGUAACAACAAAAUCAGCCUAAAUCCACGAUACACUAGCUCCGAUGUGAGGACACGCAGCCUGUCGCCUAGGGAUAGACGCUGCAUCUUUCCCGAUGAGAUCAAAGAUCCGCUCUACAAGAACUUGCCCGGCUUUGUCUAUUGGCGUGGCAACUGUCGCAGCAGAUGCCAUCAGGAACAUGUGGUUAGUCGGUGCAAUUGUUCGCCAACUGUGCUCUUUCCCCUCAGUAAGGAAGACAAUUUUACCGAUUGCAAGGCCUCGGAUUUCAAAUGUCUGUAUGACCAUAGAAUGACAUUCAGUGUGGAGCGGCUUGCUCGGGAAGCCGAUUACGUGGAUGAUGUCUAUGAGAAUGCCAUGACCUGUGACUGCCUCAACAGCUGUGAGCAGUUAAUUUACGAUACCAUCCACAGCAGCACGGCCAUGGGCAACAACGAACUCGACCAGGAUUCGUACAGCAUGCGCAUUGAUAUCUUCUUUCAGUCACCUUGGUUUAUCAAAUAUCAAACUCAUAUGCGCUUCACAUUUGUCGAAUUGCUGGCCAGCUUUGGAGGCAUCAUUGGACUCUUUCUAGGUGCCUCACUGCUCAGCGCCAUUGAGCUGGUCUAUUACUUCACCAUUGGCCUUUAUUUAUAUUUAUUCAACAACAAGAGAAACCCCAAGAAUCAGAAAGUCCAAGUACCACCCAUCACUUUGCAUUUCCGCCGCAAAAUAACACCAAUAAAAAUAUUUUAUUAA